Pseudoliparis swirei is the source of this 732-nucleotide messenger RNA. Its product is annotated as late histone H2A.L3. The transcript is spliced from 2 exons. The coding region runs from base 1 to 384 and encodes 127 amino acids. NCBI's taxonomy places the organism in Eukaryota, Metazoa, Chordata, Actinopteri, Perciformes, Liparidae. Gene Ontology annotation, molecular function: protein heterodimerization activity; DNA binding; structural constituent of chromatin. Gene Ontology annotation, cellular component: nucleosome. The record is from RefSeq and is a predicted model, not a curated record.
AUGUCUGGACGUGGAAAGGGAGCCGGUAAGACCAGAGCGAAGGCCAAGACCAGGUCCUCCAGGGCCGGGCUCCAGUUCCCCGUGGGCCGUGUCCACAGGCACUUGAGGAAGGGUAACUACGCCCGGCGUGUCGGCGCCGGAGCUCCGGUGUACCUGGCGGCGGUGCUGGAGUAUCUGACCGCUGAGAUCCUGGAGCUGGCCGGGAACGCGGCCCGCGACAACAAGAAGACCCGCAUCAUCCCCCGUCACCUGCAGCUGGCCGUCCGCAACGACGAGGAGCUCAACAAGCUGCUGGGCGGAGUGACCAUCGCUCAGGGCGGCGUGCUGCCCAACAUCCAGGCGGUGCUGCUGCCCAAGAAGACCGAGAAGGCCGCCAAGAAGUAGACACAACAACAACAACGGCUCUUUUAAGAGCCACGCACUCCGCUAGAGAGCGAUCCUUAAUCAUCGAGGUGGAAACACUAUAUUCAUCAUUUAAUAAGUGAAAUGCAGACAGCUGUUCACGGAGGUUCUAGAAACUCAACGAGGCGAUGAUGGAAAAUCAGAAGAGUUCAUCUCAUUACCCAGAAACCAAACAGCUGCUGUGUAUAUACUUAUAUACUUAUCACAAACCUGUGAUGACGUCUCCCGUCCACUAUAUAAGUAUAUAUAUAUAUAGAGAGUGUGUUGUGUUGUUGUUAUAGUGUGUUGUGUUGUUGUUAUAGUGUGUUGUGUUGUUGUUAGUGUGUUGUG